Molecule: messenger RNA, 386 nt
Organism: Cyprinodon variegatus (sheepshead minnow)
Lineage: Eukaryota; Metazoa; Chordata; Actinopteri; Cyprinodontiformes; Cyprinodontidae
Gene: rpl36a
Product: 60S ribosomal protein L36a
Exons: 5
Coding region: 50-370 (106 amino acids)
Biological process (GO): translation
Cellular component (GO): ribosome; cytosolic large ribosomal subunit
Molecular function (GO): structural constituent of ribosome
Source: RefSeq, a predicted model, not a curated record
GCUUCCGGCUUCAUCCUUCCUCUUUUUCCUCCUCAUCGGGGCCGCAGCCAUGGUGAACGUCCCGAAGACCCGCAGGACUUACUGCAAAAAGUGCAAGAAGCACCAGCCCCACAAAGUGACCCAGUACAAGAAGGGAAAGGAUUCCCUCUAUGCACAGGGUAAGAGGAGAUACGACAGAAAGCAGAGCGGAUAUGGUGGUCAAACAAAGCCAAUUUUCCGUAAAAAGGCCAAGACAACAAAGAAAAUUGUAUUGAGGCUUGAGUGUGUGGAACCCAACUGCAGAUCCAAGAGAAUGCUGGCCAUCAAGAGAUGCAAGCACUUUGAGUUGGGUGGUGACAAGAAGAGAAAGGGCCAGGUCAUCCAGUUCUAAGCUGUGGUCCAGACUU